CAUCUCCUAAUUUUGUUCCAGAAGAUAGAAAACUCUUUGUGGGCAUGCUCAACAAGCAGCAGUCUGAGGACGAUGUGCGCCGCCUCUUCGAGGCCUUCGGGAACAUCGAGGAGUGCACCAUCCUGCGCGGGCCGGACGGCAACAGCAAGGGGUGCGCCUUUGUGAAGUACUCCUCCCACGCCGAGGCUCAAGCCGCCAUCAACGCUCUGCACGGCAGCCAGACCAUGCCGGGAGCUUCAUCCAGUCUGGUGGUCAAGUUCGCCGACACUGACAAGGAGCGCACAAUGCGGCGAAUGCAGCAGAUGGCUGGCCAGAUGGGCAUGUUCAACCCCAUGGCCAUCCCGUUUGGAGCCUACGGCGCCUAUGCACAGGCACUGAUGCAGCAGCAAGCGGCACUGAUGGCAUCGGUCGCGCAGGGUGGCUACCUGAACCCCAUGGCUGCCUUUGCCGCCGCCCAGAUGCAGCAGAUGGCUGCCCUCAACAUGAACGGCCUGGCGGCCGCACCCAUGACCCCAACCUCAGGUGGCAGCACCCCUCCGGGCAUCACUGCACCAGCCGUGCCUAGCAUCCCAUCCCCCAUUGGGGUGAACGGCUUCACUGGCCUCCCCCCGCAGGCUAAUGGACAACCUGCUGCAGAAGCUGUGUUUGCCAAUGGCAUCCACCCCUACCCAGCGCAGAGCCCCACCGCCGCGGACCCCCUGCAGCAGGCCUACGCUGGAGUGCAGCAGUAUGCAGGUCCAGCCGCCUACCCUGCUGCCUAUGGUCAGAUAAGCCAGGCCUUUCCUCAGCCACCUCCAAUGAUCCCCCAGCAACAGAGAGAAGGGCCCGAGGGCUGUAACCUGUUCAUCUACCAUCUGCCCCAGGAGUUUGGGGACGCUGAGCUGAUGCAGAUGUUCCUCCCUUUCGGUAAUGUCAUCUCCUCGACCGCCAUCCAGGCCAUGAACGGCUUCCAGAUCGGCAUGAAGAGGCUCAAGGUGCAGCUGAAGCGGCCCAAAGACGCCAAUCGCCCGUACUGAGCGCCGGCGGGAGCGUCCCCCGGGGGAGACCAGGACUCGCACAGGGCAGGAUGCUGAACGGGCUACAUUAAAAAACAAACCUCUCUCUAUAUAUAUUUAUAAAUGAGAACUGUUGGAUGACACCUUUGACAUAUCAGCCAAUAUCAAUCAAGCUGAAGACUCCAGACACUCUCUGUGACUGUUAACAUUUCUUCAAGGGAAGUAUAGCGUCUAUGGAGUUCAGAGGGCACGUGUUUGGGGGAAAAAAUACAUAUGGCAUAAAGAAGAAGAAGAAGAAGAAAAAUGAGGAAAAAAAACCACAAAAAAGGCAACUUUAAAAACAAAAUAACUUGAGACAAGAUGGGGAGGCUACCGGGCUGGGAACUGGGAAGAGCCGCUGCUCCCCGAUCCCCGGGGCUUUUCCAGCCCGUGGGCGCCUGAGGCAGGCUGGGGCAAGCGGUGUGGCGGGGCCUGGUCCCCAGGGGGCGGCUGGGAGGCCGUCACUGAGCAUCUCAAUCUGUCAUUCCUUUAGCUAUUUAGGGACCAAAGGACCAAACUUUUUAUUGCAGACGUGUAGCUCUAGGUCAAAUAGAGGGGGGAUGGAGGAGAACCUCCUUCCUGCCUCCUGGCUGUUCUUGAAACAGCUUAGAGCGAUUCUAUGAAAAAUGUAAUAAAAAAACAAAAACAAAACAAAAAAAACAAAAAAAAAACAAAAAAAGGAAAAAUAAUGCUUCAAUGCUUUUAAAACAGCAAGAUAAUAGUUCUUUGAUACUUUGAGAGGCGCUUUGAUUACCCUCAUUCAAGUCUAUGACACUUUCCUAUGGUUUUCUGUAUUAUAUGUCUGGAUGGAGCUGUUAAGAUGAACAAAUUGGUGGAUAUUUGGGGAAAGCAACACACAAUAUUAAAACUCAUUAACUGUGAAGUGUAAGAAAACAAGGAGGGGAAAAAAGGGACCGACAAGGCAAGAUAAUUGUUGUGCAAAGUCUGUAAAUGCUUCUAACUCUUCCCCCCUCUUAAAAUCAUAAUAGUUGUACAGAAUUUUAAAAAGGAGAAGUUUAAAAUACCUAUAUAAUAGAAGAAAAAUUAGAAGAAAGCAAAAAAUAAAAAAUAAAAUAAAAAGGAAAAAAAACCUAUAGAAGUUAGCGUUACUGCUAAAAUCCCAGAUGUUGUAGGACUGUACUUUUGUAGAGUUUAGACUGAGCAUCAAUCCCUUCUCCCCGCGAGUGCUGCUGGACGCCGUUGACCCCGAGGGCCCGGCCGGACGCGCCCAGACCCGUGGGCUGCUGGCUGCCCGCCGCCGCCGCCGCCGGUGGAGGCCGCGCCGCUGGCGGGAGGGCCCCGCCCUCGCCUCGCUUCGCUCCGGGAGCUGCGCGCGCUCGCCCGCUCUCCGCAAGCCCUGACACCUUCUGCUUCACUCGCCUUCCAUGCUUGCUCCAGAGACUUUCCGGGCAAGGGAGACCUGGGAACUUUCAUCUUAAAACAACUAAACAACACACACACACACAAAAACCUUAAACGAGAGAGAGAAAAAAAAAAAAACAAUCUUUGAAGAAUUUCUGAAACUGUUUACAAGGAAUUUUGAAAAACAGGGAUGUUUAAAUGAUGCCGGCUCUGUUUUUCUGUAAAUAAAUUUGCAUAUUUUGUAGGACUUUUAAUUGUAAUGAUAGAGAAAAAAAAACAAGGAAAACUAUUUAAUGAAAGCACGAUAUUUAUCUUUGGUAAAUGACUUUAGAGCAGUUAAAAAAAGACAUUGCUUAAAAAAACUCAGAAUCAGAAAAAAACACUGAAUUAUUUAAGAACACAUAUAUUUUAAAGUAUAACAUAUUUAUUAUAAUUUAUUUGCACCGUUGGGAAGACUUGAUUUGGCCUUCCGCCUUGACACCCUCUUCAUUGAUGUCCAGUUCAUCUGGAGGCCGGGGGGCUCUCGGACCUACCAUGCUUUUUCUUUUUUGCUUUAGAAGAACAACUGUCUGGUUCCUCUCAGGCCUUCUGCCUUUCCUUUCUUUCUAUUUUGUUGGUUAAUUAUUAUUUUUAAAAUUUUCUUUUUCUUUCUCUUGGCUCCUCCUUUUAGGAUGUCCAGAUGUUGUAAAAAAAAAAAAAAGCCGCAGUUCAGUACAACUGCUCUUUUCACACUCAACUCCCUAAAACUCCUUGUAACCUUCUGUAACUAUUGGAUGACGCUUUCUCCAGCUUAGCCCUAAAUAAAGCACAGUUUAAAAAAAAAA
This is a messenger RNA of Vicugna pacos (alpaca), 3220 nucleotides long. Lineage: Eukaryota; Metazoa; Chordata; Mammalia; Artiodactyla; Camelidae. The record is from RefSeq and is a predicted model, not a curated record.